AAGGACCUUAUUUGUUAUCAUACUUAGCAUUAUGAUAAGUCUGGUUUGCGAGCGUCGCUUGUCAUAACGAAAUCUUCUGUACUUUUGGUCGAAAGCUUGCUGCUGUGUUGUGGUGCUGAUGGCAGUUCUGAAACUAUGAUAAGAUGAAACGAUAUGGAAAUGCUACAUGUGGGCAUUUCCCACAAGCUAGCUGUAGCUAACGGCUAGCUAGCUGCUAUGUUAUGAUGAGGACAGACAGUAGCGAGCGGAAAGAUGCUUAAAAGAGGAGAAAGGUGCUAUACAGGUAUAAAAUGUACAUGGAGGCGGUGAAAAUGGUCACAGCUGGCUAAGGUUCAUCCACUGACCUAAAAGGUACCGAACCAGCUUCAACCACAGAGGCGCCAUGAAAGCAGAGGGUAGGGCAGAGUGUGCAGGUGAGACUCUAUUUGAGGACCUGGACUUUCCCUCUGAUCUUACAUCGCUGCUCUCUGACAGCUCCACGCCCAUCGCCAGGCUGCAGGGAGACAUCACCUGGAAGCGCCCACAGGAGAUCUGUCAGUCACCAGCUCUCUUCCCUGAAAACAUCAACUUGGCUCAUGCAAAACAAGGCCUGUUAGGAGACUGCUGGUUUCUCUGUGCAUGCUCCGUGCUGCUCAAGAACAAACAUCUUCUGAUCAAGGUGUUGCCUCCAGACCAGCCCCAGUGGGGUGAUGGCAGGUACAGGGGCUCCUUCCAGUUUCACUUUUGGCAGCAGGGACACUGGACAGAGGUGACCAUCGACGACCGCCUGCCCUGUAUCAAUUCAGCUGUCUGCUUCUCUCGCUGCCACUCCUCCACUGCCUUUUGGGUAGCCCUAUUGGAGAAGGCCUAUGCCAAACUUCAUGGGUCAUAUGAGCGACUCUGGGCAGGGCAGGUCUCUGAGGCAUUGGUGGACUUGACUGGGGGCCUGGCAGAGCGCUGGAGCUUGGCAAACGUUGAGUCAGAGGAGGAGCAGAGACCAGAACAGGACAGUGACCAGGGCAGGAGGAGAAGGCUGGAUCUAAACCUUCUCUACCCGGUGAAAGAUGACUGCACGCUUAGCUGUUCCACUCACAGCAGCCAUGGAGGUGCCAGUGAGCUGGGUCAGUACCAUGCUCUGACUAUCAUGGAGUGGUUGGACGUGAAGACGGUGUCGGGGAGUGAAGUGCAGCUUCUCAGGAUCAGAAACCCCUGGGGGAGGUGCUGCUGGGGAGGAGCCUGGAUAGAAGGUGGUGCAGGGUGGAACUCUGUCGACUCUGUUUGUGCUUUGGACCUACAAGCCAGGGUGGCCGAGGGCGAGUUCUGGUUGGAUGAGACAGAAUUCUUGUCCCAGUUUGAUGAUAUCACAGUGGGCUACCCUAUCAGUGUGGAGGGACACCUAAAAAGUUUAUAUACUGGAAAUCUGCUUACACACAGCCAUCAGCUGGCUGGACAGUGGGUGAAAGGGCACUCUGCUGGUGGUAGUCGAAACAGCAGCAGCUACAGCACUAACCCCAAGUUUUGGCUCAAAGUGUGUGAGAAAGGAGAGGUGCUGGUAACCCUGCUGCAGCAUAGGAAGUGGAGGAACACGGACAAAUAUGCACAAACGCCUCUUGAGGACAGCGAGAACACAAAGCACCAGCAUUACCAGGCUAUCGCGCUACACAUAUGGAAGGUGGAGAAGAAGCGCUUUAAUCUGAGCAGGAUGUUAAACAAACCUCCUUGUGCUUCUACUUACUGCCACACCUAUGAGAGGGAGGUGGUGCUCCAUGAGCAGCUGGAGCCUGGAUUCUACCUACUGAUCCCAAGUACCUACCAGCCAGGAGCUGAGGCCCGCUUUCUCAUUAGGGUCUUUUCCUCUUCAUCCACAUCCUUCAGUGCCCUGAAGAGCCCAGCACCUUCACUGCCUUCAACAACAGAUGGAGAAUGGGAGACAAGUUACUUCCGGGGCUCGUGGGUGGAGGGAAGCACAGCUGGAGGAAGCAGGAACUUCCUGUCUCACUGGCAGAACCCCUGCUUCCCUUUUACAUUGUGCGAUGAGCCAGUAGUGACAUCAGAAGUUAAUGUCAGCAUUACCUUGCACCAGAGCCGCCCCAACACUGACCUGCACCCUAUUGGCUUCCACAUUUAUAAGGUCCUAAUAGAGGAAUCUGGGCAGACGUUACCCAGAGAGGAUCCUGUGGCCAGCUGUGUCCCCCACUGCUACAUCCAGGACGCCAGCUUGUCCUGCUGUCUUCCUCCUGGAGCUUACACCAUAGUGCCAUCCACCUAUCAGCCUGACUGCUCGGCAGACUUCACCCUCAGCCUGGCUCGCAGAAUACACAGGAAAGUGGUGAAAAGCCAGGAGAGGCUGGGCAGUGCCAUUCGAGAGGUCUCUCACAUCUCUGUGAUGCAAAGCUAGUUCUCUGGGACUUUUACUGCUCCACUGACGUCGGCUCACCUCCCCGUCCCUCUUGGCCCAUGAUGAAAGAACCAGUUCUCCCAUCCACCCGCAUCAUGGAGACUUGUGUGUGUGCGUGUGUGUGUAUGUAUGUGUACCACGAGUGGCUGAGAAGGCAGGCAGAGAGAUUUAGUGGGAAUGUAUGUGUCGGGACUCCUAGAAACCCCUUUAUCCUGAACCGCUGAGGCUCAGGGUUGAUGAGCAGCCACACACUCAUCAGCGAUUAGGACAUCAGAGGUUGUCGGUGGGCUGGGCUGCUAAUGAAGUAUGACGGGACUGGCUGGUGUAAACAAACAGCCGCCAUUGAAGAGGGCCGCCACUGCUGUUGCUCAUUCACUCACUGGUGCGCCUGCCGGCCCGGAACAAAGGGCCCUCUCAUGAAGGUCCUCACAGAGGCACAGGGGGCAAUGGGCGAGGGGAUGGUCUCCGACUGUAUAGCCAACCAAACCACACCACACCAUACCGUGCCAUACCAUGCCAGAGUUUUCCAGCCAUCCCUCAACCCCAGACACUCCUUAUCUAUCUUGCAGCUUUUGUCUCCAGAGUUUCCUCACAAGCCUUUUUGCAAACCUUCAUCCUCAAACUUGCCCUCAGUAACACUAAAGUCAGACUGGACCUAAAGAUGUCCGCCUGGUUGCUGACUCCAUCCUCAGCCCCCAGCUCCCUUUCUGUCCCCCUCAGACUCAGUCCACAGCUCUGCUUGGACCUGAACAGAGACACUGUUUGAAACAGCCGCAAGAACAGAUGACAGGCGGAGGGAUGGAAGGGAUGAAACAAGGGAUGCGGCACAUCAGAAGAGACCGGCUCAUAUGAAGAAGCCGCCGGUCCUUUUUAUGUUGAGGCUGCUGUAUGUGUGGUGGUGGUGUGUGUGUGCCUGCUUGUACACAUGUCUGUGUGCACUGAAGUCACAGGGUUUCUGAUUAUUGCUGCACUGGAGCCACUGUUUACAGAGACUAUGAUUAACUGAUAAGAUUGGUACUGUAAUGUGUAUUUAUUACAUUUGAGAGCCAUCUAUAUGAGAAGAAGAAUAAAAAAACGUAUGUCAUGA
Molecule: messenger RNA, 3464 nt
Organism: Scomber scombrus (Atlantic mackerel)
Lineage: Eukaryota; Metazoa; Chordata; Actinopteri; Scombriformes; Scombridae
Gene: capn10
Product: calpain 10
Exons: 13
Coding region: 383-2377 (664 amino acids)
Biological process (GO): proteolysis
Cellular component (GO): cytoplasm
Molecular function (GO): calcium-dependent cysteine-type endopeptidase activity
Source: RefSeq, a predicted model, not a curated record